AUGGAUGACGAUCUCGAAGCGAAAAUGAAAGAAUUGGACGAAGUGCACAAAGUCAUCAAUUUCCUGAAGAACUCGUCGGAAAACAAAGAAACGCAGGAAAAAGCGAUGGCGGCGGCGGACAAGAUCUUGAAGAAACGAGAAGCGGCAGAGACGAAAACGGUUUUGAACAAGACGAAAAUUACGAAGCCAACAGAUCCGAAUGCGGGAAUGAUGGCGGCGAUGGCGGCGGAUGCGGAAAAACGAGCGAUUGAGAAGAAAAAACGAGAAGAACAGGCGAAUAAGCUCAAGGAAAAAGGAAAUGUCGCUCUGAAAGAAGGAUUUCCCGCCGAAGCCGAAAUGCAUUACACCGCCGCUUUGGAGAUUUGCAAAACGACUCCUGCAAUUUGGACGAAUCGGGCGAUCGUCCGAAUCCGCCAGAAAAAGUACAGAGAAGCUAUUGAAGACUGCGACUGGGCAUUUCGCGCGAGCAACGACAAAUGCCACAAGGCGAUGAUCAAUAUGGGCAAUGCGCACAUGGCCCUGGGGGAAUUUGAGAAAGCAGAAGAGGCGUUCAGAAAAUGUAUCAAAUUGGGGAAGAAGGAAUUGGCCCACACCUAUCUAAUAAAGUUGAGCGAGAAGAAGGAGCAAAUGGAGCAGAAAACCGCUAGAAAACGACAACUAGAAGAACUAGACAAGCUUCAAAAAACCCCACAGAACACUAGAAGAUCUAGCGAAGAUGGAAUCGCCCACCGAUCGGACUACAUCAUCGACCUCACUAAAGAGCGUUGGAUCACGCUGUCGCCAGCAGAUAUUGCCAAGAAUUCUAGCGAGGAAAAUGCUUGUAUUUCGAUCAUUUGGCGUUUGUUUGGAAUCACUGUCCGAUACGACUACCCAAAAGGCGAAGAAGUGAUGGAUGACUCAGCCUUUCCGGACAUUUUAUUGGGCUCGCUGAGCGGCGGAAACGACCAAAUACGAACCAGCUGUUUACAGACAAUAUUCUUCUUUUCCUCCAUUGAAACGCUCAGAUCAAAGCUCGUAGUUGUUUUUCAUCGAACGGGAAAUUUGAAGAAGUUUACCGACGCGAUUUUGAAUGGGGAUGGCAACUCAAUUUCUCUGUCAAUGCAGAUCAUCACAAACUUGACGCGAAUGGGCGAUUGUCGUCGACUUUUCCGCGACGAUUUCAGCAACACCAUUCAACCAACAUUGAUUAGCGUCCUAGAAAAUUACGAGUCGAUGGAGUCGGAGACGGUGGCAAAAGUGGUCUCAGCAAUAACGAAUAUGCUCAAGGAUGAUUUUAUUCGAAGAUGUGUUGUUUCAGCCGACAUUAUUUGGACAUCAGUUUGUCGCGUCCUGGCUGAGGCUCCAGCCAAAACCAAGGAUGAUAUGGACAUGCUGGCAAAUCUGCUCGGCUUCCUCCACAAUAUGUCCUUUGACAAAUCUAAAGUCGUGAUAGAAAACGCCCCAAAAGUCGCUAAAUCCAUAGAGCGAUGCAUGAUCAUCAAGUCGAAAGAUGACAAUGUACUGCUCCGCUGUAUCGGUCUCUUCAACAAUAUCUGCACAAAGAACGCCAAAUGCUGUUCAAUCAUAAUCAACUACACUGAAAAGCUAGUCGCUUGCUUGAGCCACAAACGAAGCGAAAUCAGUCAACUCGCCGGCCGCUGUCUAGCUUGUAUGGCGGAGAAAAGUGACGAUUGCUGCUUACGAAUUGUGAAGGCAGAUGUCGGACUCAAAAAGGUCAGCAAAUUCUUAGAAUCUGAAAACGACGCUGAGCGGGGAAAUGCAUCGCUUCUCGUUUCCAAAUGCGCACCUUGUAUUCAACCAGAUCCAAUUCAUUUGAUCGAACCGCUUCUGAAAAUCGUCAAUACUUCCUCAUCUGAUCAUGUUCGAAAAAACGCCGCAAUUGCCGUCGGAAAGCUUUCACGCGACUCUCCAGAAGGCCGAAAAGAGCUUCACAGAUGCCACGGGCUUGAAAUCCUCACUGCCCGCCUGAAGAAUGUCAAACUCUAG
This is a messenger RNA of Oikopleura dioica, 1986 nucleotides long. The record is from the annotation of a GenBank genome assembly. NCBI's taxonomy places the organism in Eukaryota, Metazoa, Chordata, Appendicularia, Copelata, Oikopleuridae.